Arctia plantaginis is the source of this 600-nucleotide messenger RNA. The record is from the annotation of a GenBank genome assembly. NCBI's taxonomy places the organism in Eukaryota, Metazoa, Arthropoda, Insecta, Lepidoptera, Erebidae.
AUGGAUAUUCAACCAUGCGGAUCAAACGAAGCGAUAGCGUACUAUAUCGCAAAGUACUUAUCAAAAGCAGAACCUGAAGGUGUAGAUUCUGGAAUAGCGCAAGCAAUACAGCAAAUUCAACGUGAAGAGUCUGAUAUUUCACCUAUACUGGUUUUAGAUAGAAAGUUCAACAUGUUUCAUAGGUUCAUCAAUUCAAUCUGCACUAGGAAAGAAAUUAAGAAGGAUAAAAGAAUCAAUGAACUGACAGAGAUCAUACAAAAGAGGAUAGCGAUGAAGAAAGCUAAUCAGCCAGGUCAGAACUCGCUUUACCAAAACUUAGAUGAUCCAUCUCCACCUGGGAGAAGGAAACUCUUUGGUAAGAAAUCUCCAGCCAUAUCUUUGAUAGGGCUUGCAAUUGCUAAUUCACUAGGUUCAGCUAAAGCAUGUGAUGAUUUAAUGUUUCUAAAUUCUAAUGGCCAAAUGUUUAGGGAUAAUACCCUUAGUGAGUCAUCAAAUGGAAUGUCAAUAUUCCAUGUCGGAUCUAGUUUAUGCCUGAAAUUUCAGAAUGGCUCCACUGCGUCCAUAACUCUGAAUAAACUCACUAGAAUUGAUUGGGUAUGA